CUCCUUCGGCGGGUGGCGGCGGACGGGCCGCGCCCCCCGUCCGCUCCCGGCCUGCGAGGCUGCGGCUCAGGGGGGCACCGGCCGCGGGGCCUCCGGGUCCGUCGUGGGGGCGUUUCCUCGAAAGCGUGGGUCUGGCUGCCUCCGGCGCGGCCGCGGCGGCGGGUCUCCUAGGCUGCCUUCCACGACUCCUCCUUCAGACUCGAAGGCCUCACUUCUGGAAAUGUCUUUAGUGUCUGGCUUCUUAGAAGACAGCUGGCUUCUCUCGGCUUACGCGUCAGUGUUUGGGGAAGGAGACUGGCCUCACACUCAGGUAAUCCCGGAGACCUGCGUGACCCUCGGACCAGCAGAAUGGAUGACUGGCACAGGAUAUUCGCCCAAAACGUGCUCGUCCCUCCUCACCCACAGAGAGGCCGCCAGCCUUCGAAGGAGUCCACAGCAUUUCAGUGUGUCCUGAAGUGGCUUGAUGGGCCAUUAAUUAAGCAGGGAACGCUGGAGGUGCUGUCGGAGGCUGAGUGCCACCUGCGGAUGUCUCUCUUUGAUUUAACCUACCGACACUUCUUCGGGAGGACGUGGAAGACCACGGUGAAGCCGGUCAUGCAGCUCUCGAGGCAGCCACCCAGGAUUGUCUUCAACGAGCCCUUGUAUUUUCACACGUCCUUAUACCACCCUAGCAUUGUGGCUGUGGUGGAAGUGGUCACGGAGGGCCAGAGGAGGGAUGGGACCCUGCAGGCGCUGUCAUCUGGGUUUGGAAUUCUUCGGCUCUUCAGCAGCAAACCGGAGUCUCCUACCUCAGCUUCUCAGGACAAACGGUUGAGGUUGUAUCACGGCACCCCCAGAGCCCUCCUGCACCCGCUUCUCCAGGAACCCCUGGAACAAAACAGGCACCUGACCCUGGUGGAGAGCUGCAGCCUGCAGUACACGCUGCGGCCUCACCCGGCCCUGGGGCCCGCACGCCACCUUCUCCCGGAGAACCUUCUGGUGUCUGGUCUGCAGCAGAUCCCGGGCCUCCUCCCUGCGCAUGGAGAAGCGGGUGAUGUGCUUCGGAAGCCGCGCCUGCAGAAGCCUGUCACCUGCUACUUGGAUGAUUUAUUCUUCACCCUCUAUCCCUCUCUUGAGAAGUUUGAAGAAGAGCUUCUGGAGCUCCUUGUUAGCGAUUGCUUCCGGGAGGGGAGCAGCUCCUGGGACGGCCGUACCCUGGAGAUCCUGGAGCGACGUCUACGUGUGGGUGUGCACAGCGGCCUGGGCUUUGUGCAGAAGCCCCAUGUCGUGGUGCUGGUGCCCGAGGCUGAGGUGGCGCUGACACGCUCUGCCAGCUUCAGCAGGAGAGCCGGCUCCUCGCUGAAGGCCAGCUCUGGAAACCAAGCUCUGGUUUUGAGAAGCCGCCUUCGACUCCCGGAGAUGGUCAGCCACCCGGCGUUUGUGGUCGUCUUUGAGCUGGAGUAUGUGUUUAACACCCCUCCAGGACUGGACGGCAGCGCAGCGUCUGUCCCCUCUUUGUCCAGCUUGGCCUGUAUGCACCUGGUCCGCUGGGCUGCCUGGAGCCCCUCGUCGGAAGCCAGCUCUGGGAGGGUGACCUUGCCGCUGCAGGGGGGGACCCAGCCCAGCCCCUCGCACUGCCUGGUCUACAGGGUGCCCCCAGCCAGCAUGAGCUCCGAAGAGGUGAAGCAGGUGGAGUCGGGGACAGUCCAGUUCCAGUACGCGCUGGGCACGGAGGAGCACUUGGGCACACCCACUGAGAGUGUCAGCAGCACCCAGGCAGCGUGGCAGCCGUCCAGGAAAGCACCCACAUCCCCUGCAAGCUCGCCAGCACCACUGCCCCCGAGGCUCGCUGCCACCCAGGACUCGCCUGUGGGACCAGGGUUGUCCAUCUCCCAGUUGGUGGCUUCCCCACCGACUCGGGCUCGGCCUGGGUCAGCAGGACCCUCCGCACUGCAGCCCGGCGGCUCCCAGCCCUCCCCGGCCCAGGCGGAGUUCCCGCUCGAGGGCAGGGUCUCUCACCUGGAAGCCGACCUGAGCCCAACUGCCUUGGUUCUGGACGCAUCUGUGGCCGAACAGUUACAGGAGCUGCCUUUCACGCCCCUGCACGCCCCGAUUGUGGUGGGAGCCCAGACCAGGAGCUCUGGAAGCAAGCUCUCUCGGGCUGCCCUGGCGCUGCUGCAGUCCUCCGGCUUUGCUGAGGUUCUGGAUGCCAGUCAGCAGCCGGCCAAGGCCGUGGAUCCUACAGAGCCUGUGAAGUUGAGCCCUCAGAAGGAAGAAGCAGAUUGUUUACAGAGCAACGAGAUAGUGCUACAGUUCCUGGCCUUUAGCAGAGUCUCCCAGGACCACGGGGGAACGCCAUGGCCAAAGACUGUGUAUUUCACCUUCCAGUUCUACCGCUUCCCGCCAGCCACGACGCCCCGACUGCAGCUGGUGGAGCUGGACCAGACGGGGAAGGCCACCUCGGGCUCCUUGUCUCACCUCCUCGUUCCAAUUGGGAAGGAUGGCUCCUCUGAUGCUGGGUCUCCUGGCUUCCAGCUGAAGUACCUGGUGGGUCCUGAGUUCCUGAAGCCGGGGGAGCAGCGCUGGUUCAUCCGUUACCUCGCUGCGCAGAGCCUGCAGAUCGACGCCUGGGACGGAGACUCCCUGCUCCUCGUUGGUUCCACUGCGGUCACCAUGAAGCAUCUCCUCCGCCAAGGGCGGCCGGCCGUCCAGGUGUCGCACGAGCUCGAGGUCGUGGCGACGGAGUAUGAGCAGGACAUGAUGGUGGUGAGCGGCGAUCUGACCGGAUUUGGCUGUGUCAAGCCCAUCGGGGUACACACGCGAGUGAAGGGCCGGCUGCACCUGACCUUGGCCAAUGUGGGCCACGCAUGUGAGCAGAGAGCGAGGAGUUCCAGCUCACUGCCGCCGUCCAGGUCGCGGGUCAUCUCGAACGAGGCUGCCGGCAGCUUCCCAGGUGGCAGCCUCCUGGUGCGCGGAGGCCUGCGAGCUGUAAAAAAUGUGGUACAAGCCCAGAAGCUGGCCGAUGUGGACAGUGAGCUGGCCGCCAUGCUGUUCACCCACACGCAGAAGGGGUGUGGGGGUGCUCAGGGUGCUGGCCGGGAGGCGGAUGCCGUCCGCAGACGCAAGCUGGAGAGGAUGCGGUCCGUGCGCCUGCAGGAGGCCAAGGGCGAGCCCGGCCGGAGGACCAGGAUGCUGGCUCAGCAGAGCGUCCGCGCCCAGCACUCGCAGGACCUGCGCUUCGUCGACACCUACCGCGAGCGCACGAAAGCUGCGCACAUCGCCCGCGCACUGCGCCUGGCCAUCACCACCCAGCACACACUCCAUGCCUCGCUGGGCACCGCCGAGUUCUUUGAGUUUGCGCUUAAAAACCCUCACAACAAGCAGCACACCGUGACCAUCGAGAUCGACAGCCCUGAGCUGAGCGUCAUCCUGGACAGUGGAGAGUGGAGGCACUUCAAGGACGCAGCCGACCUGCACACGCCGGUGGAGGAGGACAUGUUCGACGUGCGGGGCAGCCUCGGCCCCCAGCUCUACCUGCGCCCCCGGGAGACCGCCCACAUCCCCUUCAAGUAUCAGACCUUCUCCACCAGUCCUCCGGCCUCGCAGGCCGCUGUGGAGCUGAGAGCUGAGAAGGGCAUGGGCGCCGAGUCACCCGGGAGGUCAAGCGUGCCCACUAAACGUGUGAAGGUCUUGUUCCGGGCCAGCAGCGGGCAGCCCCUGGCCGAGCUCUGCCUGAGCGUGGAGCUGCAGCCCCAUGUGGUGGACCAGGUGUUCCGUUUCUACCACCCCGAGCGCACCUUCCUGAAGAAGUCCAUUCGCCUGCCUCCCUGGCACACGCUUCCAGGUGCCCCUGUGGGAAUGCCCGGCGAGGAGCGCCCGGUCCAUGUGCGAUGCAGCGACCCAGACGUCAUCUGCGAGGCCCAGAAGGUGGGCCCAGGGGAGCCGCGGGAUGUGUUUCUGAAGGUGGCCAGCGGCCCGAGCCCCGAGAUAAAGGACUUCUUCGUCUUGGUCUACGCUGACCGCUGGCUGGCAGCCCCCAUCCAGACCUGGCGGGUCCACCUGCACGCCCUGCAGCGUGUGGACGUCUCCUGCAUCGCAGGCCAGCUCACUCGCCUGUCCCUCGUCCUGCGGGGGACCCAGACCCCGAGGAAAGUGAGAGCUUUCACCUCACACCCCCAGGAGCUGAAGACGGACCCCAAAGGUGUCUUUGUGCUCCCACCCCAUGGGGUGCAGGACCUGCACGUCGGCGUGAGACCCCGCAGGGCUGGCAGCAGGUUCAUCCACCUCAACCUCGUCGACGUGGACUUCCACCAGCUGGUGGCCUCGUGGCUGGUGGGCCUCUCGUGCCGCCAGCCGGUCAUCUCCAAGGCCUUCGAGAUCACCCUGGCCGCAGGCGAGGGGAAGGGCGCCAACAAGCGCAUCACCUACACCAACCCCUACCCCUCCCGGCGGGCGUACCACCUGCACAGCAGCCAGCCGGACCUGCUGCAGUUCAAGGAGGAUGCCUUUGAGGUCGGAGGCGGCGAGACCUACACCAUCGGCCUGCGGUUCGCAGUGAGUCAGAGAGCCCAGGAGGAGGAGAUCCUGAUCUAUAUCAAUGACCACGAGGACAAAAACGAGGAGACGUUCUGCGUGAAGGUCACCUACCAGUGAGGGAGUGGCUUCCAGCGCCGGCCCGGACGUCUCAGGCCACUUGUCCUCGUCAGCCCGCGGGGUCCUGCCCUGGGACUUUCCUUCUUUCUCGACCUUUCUCCUGUGGCGCCUCCGCGGGUUUGGCCUCGGAGACCUGCCCAGUGACCUGAGAACGCACCGGGGGCAGGAGAGGCCAGGCCUGGCCAGCCGGGAUGCCCACGUCCACUCGGGCUGCUGCAGCGCUUCUUGGGCACGUCCUGACCGCCGCGUGUCUGUGUGCUGUCCAGGAGGGGCAUCACUGUCUGUCGAGGAGUUUGACUUGCUUUCCACAGGAUGGUUUACUGAUUUUAUCAAAACACAUUUUAUGAAUCAUCUUAAUGUUAAAAAUUGUUUUUCUUACCAAAUUUUGUACAGACAUAAUAUUUUAUUUUUUCUGAAAUGCUUUAUACUGAUAUUAUCCCGUAUCAGUUUUUAAAGUUAUUGUGCAAAAUACUAAACAUUUAUGCAUUGUUUUCCGUU
Choloepus didactylus (southern two-toed sloth) is the source of this 5130-nucleotide messenger RNA. RefSeq names its product nephrocystin 4 (gene NPHP4). The transcript has 31 exons. Gene Ontology annotation, cellular component: cytoskeleton; ciliary basal body; non-motile cilium. NCBI's taxonomy places the organism in Eukaryota, Metazoa, Chordata, Mammalia, Pilosa, Megalonychidae. The record is from RefSeq and is a predicted model, not a curated record. Gene Ontology annotation, biological process: protein localization to ciliary transition zone; negative regulation of canonical Wnt signaling pathway. Bases 349 to 4632 code for a protein of 1427 amino acids.